AGGCGGCGCACCUUAAAGCCAGAGAAGCAGACUCCGCACAGACGCAUCCAGCAUGGCGACGCCUAUGCACAGAUUAAUUGCCCGCAGACAAGCGGAAGCAAACAAGCAGCAUGUUCGCUGCCAGAAGUGCCUGGAGUAUGGACACUGGUCCUAUGAGUGCACCGGUAAAAGAAAGUACCUUUACAGGCCGUCAAGGACGGCAGAGAUGAAGAAGAAGCUUAAAGAAGUGGAGAAUAAAGACCUCAGUGUUGCAGGACAUGGACCAGUAACACUAAGUGAAAAGAAGACAAAGAAGAAGAGGACCAAGUCUUCUAGCGGUUCCAGCAGCAGCAGCGGUAGUGACUCAGAAAGCUCCUCUAGUGACUCUUCCUCAGACAGCAGCGACUCAUCCAGCUCCUCCUCCUCUUCCUCUGAGGAUGAUGACAGCAGUAGCAGUGACAGCGAAGACUCCUCCAGCUCCUCCUCCUCGUCCUCCUCCAGCUCCGGCUCUGACUCAGACUCGUCCAGUGGCAGCAGCUCUGACCAGGGGCCUCCCAAAAAAAGGAAAAAGAAGAAAUAAAUGACAGACCGGUCUGCGUUUUUCAGUUGAGAGCUGGUAUAUUAUACUCUGAUUGUACUGGUGGUGGGCGGGGGUGGAAUCCCUAUUCAAGUUCCAAUUCCCAUCCAUUCCUCAUCUCCUUUCCUCCACUGCUGCAAAUUCUUCAAGUCUCCAUGGAAAGCAGUGGCCAUAAAGGGAAGGAAAUGAAGACUGGAUGGCUCGCCUACAGUGAAGAACUGGGUUACUGCUUCUGUUGUUAAACGUUUUGUUUAUUUUUUCCCCCCAAAAAAACAUUUUUUUUCCCCCUUAAAUCUACAGAAUUGCAGGAGUAUUUUUUUUUCUUUCUUUUUUUUUUCUCCCCUUGAACUUUUUCCUUCACUGUCCUCUCAACAGCCAUUACAAUAGGCUUUUUCUAUGUGUAGCAGAGCUCAUCUGUUCCUGUUUUGCUGAAACUGAAGUGGAGGUUGUAUUUAAAAAUCAAAUGACAUGUAAAAAGAACUAUGGAAAUUGCUGUACGCUUGGUCCUGCCACAGGAAGAUGGACUUUAGAACAUGGAAAUGUUUUACCUAAUGUGACCGCCUGAAAUAAAUAGUACAUGUUUUGUUUUGUUUUUUUUAACAAACUUGUUUUGA
Messenger RNA from Pygocentrus nattereri (red-bellied piranha), 1170 nucleotides. RefSeq names its product zinc finger, CCHC domain containing 10 (gene zcchc10). The record is from RefSeq and is a predicted model, not a curated record. Bases 53 to 559 code for a protein of 168 amino acids. NCBI's taxonomy places the organism in Eukaryota, Metazoa, Chordata, Actinopteri, Characiformes, Serrasalmidae. The transcript is spliced from 4 exons. Gene Ontology annotation, molecular function: zinc ion binding; nucleic acid binding.